UCUGCUGCUUCGUCGUGCACAAGCGGUGCCAUGAGUUCGUCACCUUCUCCUGCCCCGGCGCUGACAAGGGCCCUGCCUCGGAUGAUCCCCGGAGCAAACACAAAUUCAAAAUCCACACGUACUCCAGCCCCACCUUCUGUGACCACUGCGGGUCGUUGCUGUACGGGCUCAUUCACCAGGGGAUGAAAUGUGACACCUGCAUGAUGAACGUGCACAAGCGCUGCGUGAUGAACGUCCCCAGCCUCUGCGGGACGGACCACACCGAGCGCCGGGGACGGAUAUACAUCAGGGCUGACAUCGAGAAGGAGGUGCUCACCGUCGUAG
Molecule: messenger RNA, 324 nt
Organism: Opisthocomus hoazin
Lineage: Eukaryota; Metazoa; Chordata; Aves; Opisthocomiformes; Opisthocomidae
Source: RefSeq, a predicted model, not a curated record